Messenger RNA from Geodia barretti, 2989 nucleotides. The record is from the annotation of a GenBank genome assembly. Lineage: Eukaryota; Metazoa; Porifera; Demospongiae; Tetractinellida; Geodiidae.
AGCAGCUGUUUCUUAGAACUGCGAAUGAUUCUCUCUCCCUAUAGCUGGCUACGUAGCCUCUAUCUUUCGAGGGAAGCGCAGGUGAAAGUCCUCCAGAGAGAUGCCGAAAUUCUGGGCCACAGAUUACCUCUCAGAAGCCCUGCAGGAGCAGCGGGCAGUGGUGGACCGCAUGAGCCUCGCUCCGCCGGCCCACAUCGAGAUAGUGGACUCCUAUGCUCACAAGGGGGAGGUGGACAACAUACACUGCACCAUGCCUUGGAUAUUGUUGUCUCCAGAUGCAGACUUCAACCUCCAGUCACACGUGCCUCCUGAAUCCCUCUUCCAACAACUCUGCUCCGACCUCCAGAUGCUGGGUGACCCCCCGGGGGUUCGUUUGAGGGGUCUAAUAUCAGGGGCAGGGGGCUCAAACAAACAGUGUGUGGAGAAGUAUAGGGGCGAGGAAUCUGGAUCCGAGAGCCUUUUCAGCGAUGACGAGGAGAUAGGGACAGGGACAUCCUCAUUUGGUCUGACCCAAGAGAUCGACAUGGCCGUGGAACGUGUUAUGAUGUCAUCAUUAUCGGGGACAGGGGGGAGGGACGACACAAAUGGGUCGUCCGGGGAGGAUUUCCCGUCUGAAAAUCUGCGGGGAUGGGAGAAGAACACGUUAUCUGAGGUGGCAGAGCUGUACCUGGAGGAACAUGAGAGUCCACUCCACCUCCCUUGCCUCCUGUUCUCCCUGCCGACUGUGACUGACCUGGUGGCCAGACUCAAACCAAAGCUCAUCUCGGACCCUCUCGUCGACCCCUCCACCGGCACUUCAUACUCCCACUCCCACAUCUACAGAUCCGACUUUGAGUUGUUGGAAGCCGGGUCUCUCCAAGAGGAAGCCCCUGUAAUAACUGACACAAUCACGGCGGCUCGAGAGUUGGACCAUUUCCCACGAGAAGACGUUGACGGUGCAGCGAGCGACCUGGUCCUAGAGCUGCACAUAGCCAGUCCCAUCAUCAGUGGGUCCCUGCUGGAGCCUUCAUCUCCCAGCCUCCUUCCUCCUCUACCUCAACUACCGUCUCCUGUGGUGGAUGAGGGAGACAGUGAGGACACGCUGAAACCAGGAGAAGCAUAUGUCAAGUUUACUGCCAAGUGUAUGGAUGGUUAUCUCCUCACAGAACUGAGAGAGUUGGUGAGUGAGGUACUGGAGGAAACAGAGAGGAGACAGCUCCAUUUCUCUUCCCCACCACUAGCCCCAACACCCAGGUCUAGCUCCGCUGACUUCCUCCAACUCAACAAUGCAGAUGUGAGUCGUGAUUCUGAGGAUUCUGGGAUUGGUCACGCCAUCUUGGAGUCUCCCUGCAUUCCUCUCUUCUCCUCCCCCUCCCUCUUCUCCUCCUCCUCCCUCCCAGCUCACCUCGCUCGCCUCCAGGCCUUCCCCGUCUCCCCCAACUCACCACACAAACUGGAUCUGCUGAGUCCAAUGAGUGAAGACCGACUGUUGACCCAUCUUCAGGAAGACUGUAGGACAUUUGAUAGUGUUCUGGCUCUCAAGCUACCCUAUACUGGUACGAGUAGUUAUCUUGAUGCUAUGCUAAAGAGCUGCAGGCCUUUGGAGUUGGUGGAGGCAUACUGCGAUCUCCGUCCUAUAAAUCUCAGUGGCGAUUGUGAACUAGCUCUUCCCUGGGAUCCUCUUGCUUCGUUCUACCGCCUUAUGACUGCUGUGCAGCGAGCACUCGUGUGUCUGCGGUGCCCAAUUGAGCGGGACAUCACGGAACCGGACGACGCUGCGGAAAAAUUUGCAGCGGAUGCAAGACCGGGGGAUGAACUUGAAGAGAGUCAUAUUGGUGUGGUUGAGGUAGACGUCCCCAGCAUUCAUUCAGGCCAAGUGGGGUACUUGACCAAGACCAGGCAAGUACCAGUCCCCAGCAGACUCUCCAGUGUUACCACUAGACCUGGGCCUGUUCUGAAAAGUGGCGGAGAGAGAGGAGGAAUUGAGCGUCUGCAGCGCGUCGAUAGUGCGUCUCCUCUGGAACUGUUCAUCAUGAUGCGGACGGGGAAACUCUCUCCCGAGGUGGCUAAGAUGUCUGACACAAGCAACAGCAGCGAAGGGGAGCACCAGCUGAUUCUGGGGAAGGUGACUCACUAUGGGGCCCCCAUCAUGGAGGCACUGGCGGCUCACGGUCUGCCGGUCGGGAGAGAGACUGCGUUUGCCGGUCUCAACCCAGAUGACGUCAAGUUCUUUCUCAAACAGCAGCAGAAGUGCCUGGCUGAUUCACAGGGCUCUAAGGAAGAGGGUGUUCUACUGCAGAGUUGUAAGCUAGCUGCCUCUCUCUAUGUCCUUGUGUCUCUCGCUGACGGCAUCGUAGACAUCAACCUAGCCACCGGUCUUAGAAGGUUCGCAUUCCUGAAUGAAAAGUACGAGGAACUGAUAGGAGGUUGCCUGGAUGCUGCAAAGCAGGGUCUGGCAGAUCUUCUGUUGAGAGUGCAGGACAUGCCUCAUCCCAAGCUCCACUCACUGGUUUCAAUUGUGGACGCCUGGAAAACCAGCAGGAGAAAGACGCAUGAGAAGGCUGUGGUGGUUAUAGGAAAGGAUUUCUCAACAGUGUCUGGUGACAUUCUCGACUUUCUAAAGUCCAUUUCUGAUUUGAAGUCGUGUGUGUUUUCCUUUGCCUGUGAGAGCCCUGGUAACCCUCUCUACCUUGAGACACUGGAAGAAAGACUCCAGUACUACGACUGUCUGGUGGUGCCAGUGUCCUCCGUUGUGGCCACCUUUCCCUGGGAGAAGGUGGGGCUCCUGGUGGAGUACCACCCUCUCGGAGAGGGGGCUCUGUUUCUCAAUGGCCGACCGCCGCCCGGUCUCCGCCCCACUCAGUGGCUGGUUCUCAACACACUGCGGGAGGUAUCUCAAACUUCCCUCGCCAAGUCAGGAUCUUCGCUAUCAGUCAUGGCCUUCCAGUACACCCUCAUUGCCUCUGAGAAUAUCACCAACUCUCCAAAGUUACUACAACUCCUUGAGUCC